This is a messenger RNA of Aureobasidium vineae, 1017 nucleotides long. NCBI's taxonomy places the organism in Eukaryota, Fungi, Ascomycota, Dothideomycetes, Dothideales, Saccotheciaceae. The record is from the annotation of a GenBank genome assembly.
AUGCUGGGAGGAUACAAAGAACAAGUCAAGACUGACAUAUUCUGGUUUUUGCGCAGGUCGCGGCGGUUUCGCUCCCCAGGGUCCCCCGACCAGGUCUACGAGAUGGGCACUUUCAUGCACGCCUCUGAGGGCGAGAUGGUUUGCACCUCGACCAACGUGAAGAUUCCUUACUUCAACGCCCCCAUCUACCUUGAGAACAAGACUGCCGUCGGCAAGGUCGACGAGAUCCUCGGCCCCAUCAACCAGGUCUACUUCACCAUCAAGCCCCAGGAGGGCAUCGUCGCAACUUCCUUCAAGAACGGCGACAAGUUCUACAUUGGCGGCGACAAGCUCCUGCCCCUUGAGAGGUACUUUUCCUCCUCGCGCCAGACUUGCUGCUGCAACCCAGACCUAACACUUUCUCUAGAUUCUUGCCCAAGCCCAAGCCCGCUCCCGGUGCUCCCAAGGUCAAGAAGCCCGCAGGCCGUGGCGGCGCUCGUGGUGGAUUCGGUGACCGCGGUGGUCGCGGUGGCCGUGGUGGUUCAAGAGGCGGUUUCGGAGGCCGUGGCGGCUCAAGCUUCGGUGGCCGUGGUGGUUCAAGAGGUGGAUUUGGUGGAGACCGUGGUCGCGGUGGAUUCCAGAGCCGUGGAGGAUCUGGAGGCUUCGGAGGCCGUGGUGGUAGCCGUGGUGGUCGUGGUAGAGGUGGCUACUAAGCGUAGCUGCCUUGACACAAAGAAAAAUGCAAAGCAUGUGGGCGUAAACAGGCAGCGGCGUCACGGAGUUAUGAGGCCUUGGACGGCUUGGGAAAUGGUUCACAAGGAGGCAUUGUUUCGAAAAGAGGCAGUUCAUCUCAUGUUUUACGCUGUACAGGACUAUUUUGAAUACAGAGAAGACGAGCAAAAAAACUAUUUCAACUUCAUUCAUCCUGGACGAAUAUAUCCAACCUCGAAAGUCCGGUAUACCUCUUUAACUUACAUACAGAAGGGGAAGCAUAUGGGGCGUAAAGACACUUUAUUACACUGCCAAUACGAGGAAUGA